GCGCUGAGAUCGCGUAUGUAUCUAUAAAUGAAUCUGCGCAUGCUUAAGGUAAAUGGAAAAUGUCAAACAAGUCGAGUGUUGAUUUUGACAUGUUUCUAUAUCCUCCUUGUGUACAUAGCUGUUUAGCCGUAUACGUUAAUUUUUAUAUAUAAAGACUAAUUAAUUAGAAAUUAUUAAUUAUUGCGAAGAAUCUUUUUUCGUUCGACACUCACAAGUGGAUUUCAAUACGUUUAUUAUUGUUAAUCGUAAUUAUCAUUUCUCAUUGUACAUAUAUAAAAGUUAUUAUUAGAGAUAACUCGAAAACAUAUAACUUUAAUACUUUGGUAUCUCUAUUGAGGGAGGAGAUUAUAAAUAUAUUUUUAUUUAUAUAAGACAAGAGAUGUGUGUGAAAUAAUGAUAUCAUAUACUUCGUUUGAUUAUUUGCAACAAGGUCCUUUGAAAAGAAAGGAUUUAUUUACUUUCUAAUUAUGUCUCGAAAGAUUAUAUCAGCGAAGUAAACAUGGUGCGAGUUAUAACAGUACAUAAUUUUUUGGGACAAAAUGUUACCCAAAUCGAGGAACCAACUGCAACAUGCGUUGCAAAUACUAAUGGACGAGAAAUGUUAUUGCUAGCUCUUUCAACACAUUGUGUUGAAGUAUGGGAGCUAAUGCCAUCUGAUAUAAAAUUGCAUACAAUAUUUCCAACUGUUGAUAUGAUUAAUCAAAUAUUACAUUGUUCUAAAGGAGAUUAUGUUGUGACAUUAGAAUCAAAAUAUUCUAGGGACAAUAUAAGUAAUAACCAUGGGAACAAAGUUACCAAUAAUUUUGUAAGAAUAUAUGUAAAUUGGGCAGUAGUAAAAGAUCAAAGUCAACCGAUGAGAGCUAGAAUUGCAGGCCGUGUAACUCCUAGUUUAAAUCGACCAUUGAAUAGUUUGGAAAUGAUAGAAUUGCCUUUGAGCGUACAACCAACAUUAAUAGCUUGCUGUCAAAGUACUGGAAAUUUAUUAGUUGCUUCGGGAGGUACCGCUAUACUUCACGAAUAUAAAGUUGAAACACAACAAUUAUCUAAAUUGAAAUUUAUAGAUUUUGAGGCAAGGCCUUGGUCUUUAGGAUUCUCAUUUUCACCUAUGCGUAUGGAAAUAGCGGAAGAUUUUAUAAUUAUUAUGGAUAGUACCAAUUUAUGCGUUUUUCGAUUAACCAAUUCUAUGUAUGAAGAUAUAGAUCAACUUAGCUCAUUAACGUCUACUAAUGAAUCAUCAUCAAUCGACAAGACUUCAAUAUCUAAUGACUCAUCGCUUAUAGAUAAUAAUCAUACGUCUAGUAAUCAGGACCAAGAAACAAUUGCUCAAGGAACAAAUUUGAAGCACAAAGCUUCAGAACAGCAUCUUACGCUAGAGAAUAAUGAUGCAUCAAGUACAAAGAGUAAAAAUAAAAAGAACGUAACGCCAAAGAUAAAUGCAUGGUGCAAAUCAGAGACAACAGAUAUCAAGAAAAUAAAAUCAAAAAAAAAUAAUGAACUUAUCGACUGGGAUCAUUUGAUAUAUAAUGAAAAAGAAGAAUUACAAAGAUUAGUUGGUCAAGAAAUAAUCGAUACAAAUUCACAACCGUUGACUAUAAAUUUUCCAUCUAUAAGUUUGGAAAGAAUCGGUCCUGGACAUACUCUUAGUCCUUUCACUUUAAAUCCACCGGAUAUGAAGAUUUUUAUCAAAACUAAUUCGCCUGAUUCUGGUUGGUCUGAAAAUUAUACUGUAAAAAAUUUACUAUCUCUCAGAAUCGCUAUCGCUAAUAACAAAUCAGAAGUAGAUAGAAACAUGGAGUAUUUCAAAUGCUCGGUAUUAAAACCAUUAUAUAUGAGAAAAGAAUGUAAUGGGUCUUGCAUAAAGAAGUCAAUUUUAAGAUCUGAUAAAUACAAAUACUUGCAAGGUGUAAGUUGCUUUGUAUGUACAAUACAAGAAGGAUAUCUUUAUCAUUUUUCAGCAACGAGUGCUAAUCCUUUAGACGCAACUUGUUUAACAACUUAUCCAUUUACCGCACCCGUUAAUCACGUUGCACUCGAGCAUACGGUACUUCAUGCAUUGACUGACGUUGGUUUAGAAUCUUACACAUUACGCUUAUCUCAUUAUGUAGCAAAAAUGUUAAAUGAUAUUGAUCAAUAUAAAGUGACCUGUCCAAAUAUCACAGAACCCGUAUGUCUGAUAGGAUUGAGACCAUUUUUGGGUAUACAAAAGCUAUUGCACACAAAAAGUUAUUUAGUUUUAUUAGCUAAAGCUGACAACUCUUGGACAUUAUAUUCAUUAAUCCUACCUAAGCUGGAGACUGUAUAUUAUGAUAUUCUAAAUGCUGCAAGAAGCCAUAAAUCAUCGAGUCCAAGUACAUAUAGACAUUUAUUGGGUGAGGCUCACGCAUUAAUACGCUUAGCUAAAGAUAGUUCUUACUGUGGUUUUGAUAAUGAUGACGAUGAUGCUGCACACAGAAAUUGGUUGAAAUUAAAAAAUUUGUACAAUCAAUCUUGUGCAUUAUUGGGAGAUUAUUAUAUACGUUCAGAAUAUGAAUCAGAUUGGGAACUGUGCAUACCUUAUUACAAGAUGUCAGGCUUAAAACCUUCUGAAGUGUUAUCGAGGAAGUCAACUCAGGAUGCACCGGGUCUUAUAAUAUUUUUAACUGACAUUCUGUUGAUAAUGAGAUGUGGCACCGAAGCUGAUACUCUAUUUCAAGGACACAAUAUUAUAGAGAUCAUCUGCAGAUUGAAAAAGCAGGAAUUAUUGAAAUUAAUUUUUGGAAGUGUGGUACUGAGAGAUUACAUGACAGAUAAGUUAAUAAAUUUACUAUUAUCAUAUGAGAUAUGCGAUCCAAUUCGUCUUGCAUUAGCAUUGCUGUAUGUACAAAAUCAAAAACAAGAUCAUGCCGAAGAAAUCCUAGAACAUGUUUCUGUACAAUGCAUUAAAAAAAUGAUUUUGGAACACUGGGAUUUAUUAUUUGAGAUGACAGCGGUAAAGAAAAGAAGUACUCUAGUCCCUACAUUUUCAGAUUUUGCUGGAAUGUUGUUGCAUAAGAAAACCAUUGCAUUUGCUGAGGUACUUAUACAAAUAAUAGAAGAAGAUAACAAUGGUUUAUCUUUGCAUCAAAUCUUACAAGCCUUUUUAGAGUAUCUACCUUCUCGCGUUGGAAGAGAUGGUCACAAUGCUGCAGCAGCCUUACAAAUUUUUAUAGAAAAAUAUUUCCAUAAUUAUUUUAACGUUAAAUCGAUGAUCGAUCUAUCUAACAUAAAUAGAAAUAAAAUACGUUCCGAUUUUGCUAUGGUAGAAGCAUUUAAAUUAUUAGUACGUUCAUACUUGGGUAAAUUGACGCAAACAAAAAUGUACAAUAUCGAAGGCAAGGAACAUAAAGACAAUAUCGACAGAGAUUUUAUAUUUGCAAAAUGCAGGCCACAGUACUUAAAUAAAAUGCCUCCAUAUGCAAAGGAUUAUCAGGCUAUUUUAACUACCAAUGAUUUCAAAGAUUUCAUAAAUAUGACUGCAAUGUCUGAUAUAGGGAAAACCAUUCAUCCUGAAUUGUUCAAAUUACAAUGUGUGCUAUCAUAUGAAUUUAUACCUCUUGAAUGUUUACAGGAAGUAAAACAAUUUCUUGAAUCUCAAAAUAUUGAUGGCAGUUUAUCACUUAAGACUUUAUAUAUACAAGAUACUGAAGAAGUAACAUUAAUUUUAAUAGAUAAUUGUCCUCAAGCAAUUUUACAAUAUGCAAAGGAUAAAUACACAAAAGAAGUAGAGUGGAAAUAUCUUAUCGAGUUAUUACAGAGUAGAAUUUCUGCAUUUACUGAACAAACAGAAUUACAUUGCUUAUACAGCGAAAUCAUGAAGGAAACUUUACAUCAUUUACCGCACGUUUUACCUUUGAAAAGUCUACAUCAUAUUUUACCAAAAGAUAAUGCGAUGGCUUUUCAAAAAUGUACUGAAAUGUGUACUCAGAUUAUGCAUGCAGAUCAUGUGAAAUCAUUAAUAAUAGAAACUAGCCAACAAUUAUUAUCAACUUUGAAGUUGUAAAAUCAUCUUAGGUAAUUUUACUUGUGAAUCACAUAUAGAGAGACAAAUAAAUUUGAGGAGGUAUAUAACAAUUAUUAAAGGAAUUAGAAAGUUAUAUAUGAAAUUACAUAAAUAUAAUAAAGUACACCUAUUUCAAAGAAAGGAAUAGAAAUCAAAUAUAUCCGAUUGAAAAAUACAUCCUAUAACAUGUAUGUAUUACAUACUGCUAUUAAAAAAAAAAAAAAAAAAUAUAUAUAUAUAUAUAUAUUUUUUUUUAUCCGUAUAGUUCUGUCUUUAUAUUUACUUUGAUAAUAAUUUUUUUUUAUUUCGACAAUUGCCAAAUUCGAGUUAUUUGUUUGUUCCUGUUAGAUUUUACUACAUUUUAAAAUAAUUUACUGUGAUAUUAAUUUCGAUAAAUUGUUAUCUUAUAUUAAUUCGGCAUUAUUAAUAUAUAAAAAUUAAUUAGUAUAAUAUUAUUUCAAUUUCAAACGAAUGUACUUUCCAACAACAGCAUCCUAUUUUUCGUCAAAUAUUUGAAAGGUAUAUCUAUAUCAAAACGUGUUGAGCAUAUCCUUUGAUUUAUGGAAUGUUAUAAAUUAAUUGAAAUGAAUUAAAAGAAAAAAGAAAAAAAAAGGAGAAUAUAUAAAUAAAAAAUUAUGAUAUAAUCGAUUGUUGCAAUGUUCUAUAUAGAGAGAUCUAUUGUAGUUUACAUUUAAAUAUAUACUGUUCUGAAGCAAAUAGGAUAAACAAAUUCUUAUUCUUAAAAAUAAUGUAUUUGAUUAAAAAAUUUGAUAAAAUGAAAUCUCUUACAUUGAGUAUGUGUCUUGUAAUUUUGAUAUAUUUCAUUUGUAAGAAUUCUGCUAAAAACUAUAUUUAUGCAUGUGUAAUAAAAUAGUAUAUGGUAUACACAAUAAUAUUCAGAUAAUACAAGAUUUUUGCAUAUUUUACAUUGUUAAAGUAAAACUGAGUUAUGUCUUACUAUUUCUGUAAAUUUUUUUAUCUAAUAAUUCUUAACUUCUCUAUCUGUAUAUGAUAGUAAAUGAUCAUUAAUAACUAUUUAUGAGUGCGUAACAUAACUAUUUAUACACAUAGAUUUGCGAUUGUAAUUCUCCUGCUGAUAUAUGUCAAGAAUUUUUAGAUACACGUGAUUUUAUAUACAUAUAUACACACACAUAUAUAUGUGUGUAUAUAUAUAUAUAUAUAUAUAUAUAUAUAUAUAUUACUCGACCCUCUUAUGAACAAAGGUCAUUAAAAAAAAACGUCAUUAAUUUAUUUCAUAAGCAAAAACAAAGCAUGAAUAUCUUGAAAUGAAAACGAUAGAUUUUUUUUUUAUAUUAAACACAUGAAUCGAUUGAUAUUAAAUACGAGUAUAACAUUAAAUACUACAUAUUUCGUUUAAUUUAUAUUAUAACUAUCGAUUUUUUUUUAUACUUGUAUUAUAGAAUUUUGAUAUCCUAUUUGCUAUAGGGAAAAUAAUAUGUAUUAUAGAAGUAGUAAACUUCGUUAAAAUAAUUAUUUUUUAUUAAAUUUAUUAAUUCUACAGAACCUAGUGUUCCACGAUUAAUAUUUGUAUUAUAAAAUAUGUAACUCUUUUUGAUGUGCCUUUAGGAAUAAUUUUUCUUUGUUAUAAAUCCAAUAUAAUUGCGUUAGAGUUCUGAAAUAUUUAUAAAUCAUUAUUGUCAAAAAUAUAUAAAUACAAAUUUUAAUCAUAUACCACAAAACUUUAGGAUUCAUUUAACAAUCUAUAUCCAUGUCCCUAUUUUUUUUUUUAUUAAAAGAUAUAGUUAAUCUAUUUAAUAAAAUUAAAGAAAUAAUUUUAUUUAAGGUAGAGAAAAUAAUUGUACGAAAAAAAGUAAUGCGAUAAUUCUAAUAUAGAAACGAAUUAUUAAUAUUUAUUUAAUAUUAAUUUAAUCUAAAUCAUAUAUUGUGCUUGCACAAUAUUCAUAAGGAAUAAAUGAAGAAAUAAAAAUUAUUUUUAACAAAAAAAUCAGAGAAAGAGUUAACUGAUAUUUUUAAAUAACUUUCAUUUCCUGGAAUAUUAAUGAAAAAAAUAUGUAAUAAUGUUACAUUUUUAUUCACUUACCAUGCAGCGUGUCACACUGUAUUAAUAUGAGAUAUAUUAUUUAAUAUUGGAUAAUGGCCAGCAUUGUUCCAUUAAUACAUAGAGAGUAAUGAUUUUUAUAUUAAAAUUAAAGAUUAAUUUUUUUAUUUAUAUAAUUGUGUUAUUUUUCAUCGCACUGUGUUUUCCAUUCAUUUAAUCUGUAUAGAAUAGUGAAUUAUUUGUCUCAACAAUAAAUUGGCACAACAAUAAACUUCGCUAAUAACUUUUUCUUCACAACAACUUCAUAAUUGAGUAUGAUAACUUUAAUGAUAUUACAACUGAGUUAUGAAAGUAAUAAUAUUUUCAUCCAACAAGAUUAUUACAGUUGAAUUUAAUAAUUCAUGUAUUAGAACAAUUAAUAAAUUUCAUUGUGGUUAAGUUCCAGUACUAUUUUCAUGAUGUGUGUUAUAUAUAUGUAAAUAUAGUAUCAAAAUCACCCUUGUAAGAUCAAAAUAUAUAUAAAUAGAAAAGUUGUUUGAACGUUAUGUCAUGUACAAUUACACGCAUAUAUAUAACUGUUUCGUGAUUUAUUUAAAAUAUCUUUUAUUUCAUUUAUUCUAUAUCUCAAUAAUGAAAAAACCAUAUUUCUUUUAUAAUAACUACAUCCCAGAGGUUCCAGAAGUAUACAUGCCUUUAUAUAUAAUAAUGCAGUUAUUUCAUGCUCAAAUCAUUGCUAUCUCUGUAUUUUCUGCUAAAGGCAGGAACUGCCUAUACAAUCUCAAAUUCUUUAUUUAACUUUGACAAAUCUCUGUAACAAAGAAAAAUUUAGAACGUAAUUGCACAGUACCUAUGUAUUGUAUAAUAUGAAAAAUAACAUAUAUAAUAUAUGUAUAUAUACAUAUAUGUAUAUAUAUAUAUGUAUAUAUACAUAUAUAUAUAUAUAUACAUAUAUAUAAUAAUACGAAAAAAAGUAAUAUUUAUAAUUAGUCUAUUAUUAAUGAGAAUCCUUUUAACAAUAUUAAAAAGAAUACCUAUUUUCUAUAGCUUCAUUCAAAUGAUAUUUGUGCAUCAAUGAUAAAACUAGCCUGAGAGUUGACCAUAUCGUGUUCGACAUUGCUUUAGGUGUUAUGUAUUCUCCUUGAAUUCCUCUACCAGCAGCUUGUUGAUUCAAAGCUGUUAGUAAAUGUUCUCCAGCUUCUCUAUAUAUACAUAUACAUAUACAUAUACAUAUACAUAUA
This is a messenger RNA of Vespa velutina, 7276 nucleotides long. RefSeq lists its product as uncharacterized. Gene Ontology annotation, cellular component: cytoplasm. Lineage: Eukaryota; Metazoa; Arthropoda; Insecta; Hymenoptera; Vespidae. Bases 500 to 4018 code for a protein of 1172 amino acids. The transcript is spliced from 4 exons. Gene Ontology annotation, biological process: organelle organization. The record is from RefSeq and is a predicted model, not a curated record.